Ilex paraguariensis (yerba mate) is the source of this 807-nucleotide messenger RNA. The record is from the annotation of a GenBank genome assembly. NCBI's taxonomy places the organism in Eukaryota, Viridiplantae, Streptophyta, Magnoliopsida, Aquifoliales, Aquifoliaceae.
CUUCCCUUCAGCAAUACACCACACCAUACCCUAAACCUAUAGUUCAUAUAUCCAUGGCCGCCACCAACCACUUCGGCACCAUUUUCAUCAUCUCCCUUCUCUUCUUUGUAGUGUUUUCCGACGCUUGCGAUGUAUGUCAGCCCAAACCAACGCCGCCUCCAUUGGUUCCACCACUGCCUCCAUUGGCUCCAGCACCAGCCGGGCCCUUCUGUCCCAAAGAUACUUUGAAGCUUGGUGUGUGUCUUGACCUUCUUGGGCUUGUUAACAUUGUGGUUGGAACACCUCCUAGCAGCGAGUGUUGUGCUUUGCUUGAAGGUUUAGCAGACUUGGAGGUUGCAGCUUGUCUUUGCACUGUCAUUCAGGCCAAUGUACUUGGAAUUAACUUGGAUGUGCCUGUUGCUCUUAGUGUGCUGGUCAGUGCAUGUGGCAAAACCAUUCCUCCUGGUUUCGUGUGUGAAUAGAUUAAGUCAAAGUCUUCACUCUUGUGUCCUUUAACUUGUUUGAUUGUGCUUCAAGUGUGUUGUUGUUGUCACAGCCAGAAAAAAGUAUGUUAUUGUUGUGAUUAUCAAUUGUUUUUGUAGAGGGUAAAGUUCUGUACAUCUGAGUCUACUAAGACUCAUAGUGACGAAAGACUCGUGCACCACGCUGCUCUCUUUUUUCUAAAUAUUGUAUGGUUUUCUAUCCUUCCUCUAGUUUUCUUUUUCAUCUGGUUGAUUGGUGAUUUGUUCAAAUAAAUGUGCCUCGGUGUCUUGUAGUACCUGAUUCUUAUCAUUCAAUAAAAGUACUAGUGCCUCCUUUUUGGACUAA